This is a messenger RNA of Ictalurus punctatus (channel catfish), 3224 nucleotides long. Its product is annotated as inactive serine protease 35. NCBI's taxonomy places the organism in Eukaryota, Metazoa, Chordata, Actinopteri, Siluriformes, Ictaluridae. The transcript is spliced from 2 exons. Gene Ontology annotation, biological process: proteolysis. The record is from RefSeq and is a predicted model, not a curated record. The coding region runs from base 390 to 1586 and encodes 398 amino acids. Gene Ontology annotation, molecular function: serine-type endopeptidase activity.
UCCAGAGAAUUUGGAGGAAGAUGAUUCAAGCUGCUUGUGUCACAGAGACUCUCAUUUAAAGUGAGACAAAAACGUUGCUCUUUAUUUGUCUUUCGUUUCUGAUUUUGUUCCUUAUGAUGAGUAAAGUGUGAGAGAGAGAUGUUUCGUGUUGCUUGGACGUUGUUUUUGUACACUAAGACGAGUUUUCUUCACGUUAAACCCUGCAGCUUUUCUGAUGAGGCGCCGGAUUCAAUCGUUUGUGAUUCGCGAAUCGAUUCCCAAAGAGUCGAUCCAAAAGAACCGGUUCACUCCCAUAUCCCCAUAUCUCGCGUUUGGCAUUGAUGUGACGCCUGAGUUGCGAAAUCUGGGAAAUCUGCAGUUCAGAGAAGCUCAGAGGUUGAGGAAGAACAAUGUUUCAUCUUUCUCUUUAUCUCCUGCUCACCAUCACUCCCUUGGUUCCAUUUUCAUUUGCAGUAAAUAAGGACCUCCACAGCUGGAGUGGCAAUAACGUUCCUCUGCUUGUGGACAGGAACACGGUGCAACUCCCGAGCCCCACAUUCAGUGAUGGAGAAUCUGGAGAAUUGGAUGCAGUAUGUGGGAUCGAGUGCCAGAGGAACCUACCAGAACCUGGAACCACGGAACUGGAGCGUCUCCUCGCCUACGAGACGUUUUACGAGAACGGAACUCGGACUCUGACGGAGGUGGAGUUGCAGGAUGUGAGGAACACCUCGUCCUCCUCUCUCGCCGUUCUCUCACGCAGGAAACGGGAGGUGUAUGGCACAGACGGGCGCUUUGUCAUGGCAGACAAGCGCUUCGUCACCAACUUCCCAUUCUCGGCGUCAGUGAAGCUUUCGAUGGGGUGCUCUGGGAUUUUAGUGUCACCCAAACACGUGCUGACAGCGGCACACUGCGUCCAUGACGGUCGUGGAUACCGUAGGAGAUUAAAGAGGUUGCGUGUGGGUGCGAUGAAGCUACGGAGAAACACUGGGAGGAGGAGGAGAAACAAAAUGGAGGGAGAAAGUAAGAGGAAACAGAAGAAGAGAAAAGGAAAGAAGAGGAAGAAUCGGAGCAAGCAGAAAUCCUUUGAAAAUUCCAAGCAGGAAUUUCCACGGCUCCGUUGGACACGUGUCAAGCAAACGUACGUACCACGAGGCUGGAUAAGUGACGUGGGAAAGGAGGUGACGCUCGAUUACGACUAUGCCCUCCUGGAGCUGAAGCGCAGCCUCCUGAUGAAGCACAUGGAUUUGGGUGUGGUCCCACAUGUCACACGGAUCCACUUCUCCGGUUUCGAUGAUGACCACGCGGGGAAGAUGGUGUACAGGUUCUGCUCGGUGAUGCAGGAGUCGGGCGAUCUGAUGUACCAGCACUGUGACGCACAGAGAGGCUCAAAUGGUGCAGGAGUGUACGUGAGACUCCGUAAGACACCUACGAAAGCUGAGGGGAAAUGGAGGAGGAAAGUGAUCGGCGUGUUUUCGGGACACAGGAGCGUGAAGGAAGGGAACGGCACACAGGUGGACUACAACAUAGCAGUGAGAAUCACGCCGGCAAAGCUCGCCCAGAUUUGCCUUUGGAUCCAUGGAAAGGCCAAGCAGUGCACUUCAAACUGAGACAACACCGUCAAUGUCGAGUGCUAAAAUUUCUUCCAGGUGAAAAGCAGAAUUUAUGCAGUAUUCCACUUUAUCACAAAUGCAGUCCAUCAGCCACAUAUGUAUUCUGUUCUUUAGUUAGUGCACAUUUAUACAUUUAAACCUGAAAGUAGAAUUACAUCAACAUCUUUAUUACUUCCAGCUUUCUGGUACAAUUCCGCGUUUACCCUGAGCUCACACUCGCAAGUGACCAGCUAUCAUUCAUUCUCUAUAUGUUGCUAACCAGAGACAUUUAAGAUUCUCUCAAUUUCAUGCAAAUCAGGUAUGACUCACUAACCAAAAAUCAGCUCAAAUGAUUUCCUCAGACCAACCCUACAGCACACGCGAUCUGACCUAUCUUCAGUUCCUCUCUCACAACUUUAGUUCCUACCUGUUAUUGGUUCCUGUUUGACACAAAUGCAAGAAAAACCUAUCAUCAUCUUGGUUUAAUAUUAUCCUGUCACACAGAACCUUUCAUUAGAGACCUUACGAAGAAAUAAAUCUUUUAAGGAAGUAUCAGAGAUCGUUGGUGACUGGCGAAUGUGUAUGCUGCCAGUACAUUUCGCUUGAUUUCCUAAUCUGCCAAUGCAACUUGUCGCUCGCUAGCGUGUAUGUAGGGGUAGGGACUUACAAAAUGCAGAACACAAAGGUGCGUGUUUUUAAAACGUCAUUUCUGAAUUCAAACAUUCCACCUCAGGUUAUCUUGUGUGAAAUACCAACAUGCCAUCUUCAGCUACACUGCGUAGUUUAGCUCAUGUUUAUAAAGGACAGGAAGUACCACUGUGUAGUAUAUCACAUAAGCUCAUCACACAGUCAAAGAUUUCAGAAUCAGUGGGCUUCAAUUUGAUUUGGGACACGGUCACACUACAGUAGACACUUCAGUGUAGGGCGUGUCAUUUUGAACACUGUAUGCAUCAAAAAAGAUCUCAAGAUUAUUAUUUGAAUGCAUUUAGGAACAAAAUAUUUAACAAACAAAACUAAACAAAAAACCUUUAAGUGAUCGUUAACAUUGUGUUCACAAUAUUGAUACCAAGUUGUACAGAAGUGACAGUUCGGUCCUUCCUCCCCCUCCCCUUUUUAACUUCAUAAAACACAAUGAAAAGAAUUAUGGGAAUCCCUUCUCUGAAGACACACCUUAGGACACCAUCUUUCAAAGUGAACACUUUCUUUUGUUCCUAGAUCAGAAAUGGUGCCUACAUAGGGGGUCUCCUCUCAAACGGAGCACAGGUGCUGAUAUUUUGUUUACAUUAACCAUAUUAUCUUAAACAUAUCAUGAACCGGUGCUAAAAAAAAACCCCAAAUGUUAAUUCCAGAACAUGGCAAAAAGGGUGCUUUUGUUACCUAAUAUAAUUAUGCACAACUAUUACAUUUUAAGUCUGGUUAGUAUAUAGCUUGUGUUUAUUUAGACAAAUGAAUUGCAUGAAUAGGUGAAUCAGUCGUACACAACCACUUCCUGUUUAUUUCCUUAAUACAGAUCAGAGAAAGGGGAAUACAGGUCAUUAUAGGUGAUUUAUCAGCAAGCUAUGUUGCUGCAGUAGCAAAAACAAAUACAAGCUAAGUGCAUGGGCUAAGCUACAACCGCUAUAACAUGGGAUGUUAAUAAAUACGGAGUGGGCGGGG